Molecule: messenger RNA, 3459 nt
Organism: Ailuropoda melanoleuca (giant panda)
Lineage: Eukaryota; Metazoa; Chordata; Mammalia; Carnivora; Ursidae
Gene: PPFIBP1
Product: PPFIB scaffold protein 1
Exons: 30
Coding region: 405-3389 (994 amino acids)
Biological process (GO): neuromuscular junction development
Cellular component (GO): presynaptic active zone
Molecular function (GO): protein binding
Source: RefSeq, a predicted model, not a curated record
CUGGGAGUGAUGUCAGCUCCCAGCUCGGUGCCUGCCCGGAUUCCUGACAUGGUGUAGGGCCGAGAGGGUGGGGAAGGCGGGAGCGGGACGGGAAAGCGUUCGGGCUGAGAGCCUGCGGCGGGGCCGCCGUGCCGUGGCUUAGAACUCGGACGGAACCAGAACUUUUGGAACUAGUGCCGGCGGCUUUCCACCCCCAGGCCCACUUGAAGCAGUUCAGGAAACCUUUGCCGAGAGCCUCCGCCAGAGCUCAGCCCUCAAAUUCUGCUGGAAGCAGUAUAAAAGAAUUUUAUGGACCAGUUGGCUAAUAAGUACGUGGAAGGUUUGAAAAGCUGAAGAAAAAAAAUCAGCAUUAGACUUGGUUUUUAAAAUAUCUAGGUUGGAAUUUGCCCUUGACAAAUAACAAAAUGAUGAGUGACGCAAGUGACAUGUUGGCUGCGGCGUUGGAGCAGAUGGAUGGGAUUAUAGCAGGUUCUAAGGCCCUAGAAUAUUCCAAUGGGAUUUUUGAUUGCCAGUCUCCCACCUCCCCGUUCAUGGGAAGCCUGCGAGCUCUGCACCUUGUGGAAGACCUGCGUGGCUUGUUAGAGAUGAUGGACACAGAUGAGAAGGAAGGUUUGAGAUGCCAGAUCCCAGAUUCAACAGCAGAAACACUCGUCGAAUGGCUUCAGAGUCAAAUGACAAACGGACACCUGCCAGGGAAUGGAGAGGUAUAUCAAGAAAGGCUAGCACGUUUAGAAAAUGAUAAAGAAUCUCUCGUUCUCCAGGUAAGUGUGUUAACAGACCAGGUAGAGGCUCAGGGAGAGAAGAUUCGAGAUUUGGAGUUUUGUCUUGAAGAGCACAGGGAGAAGCUGAGCGCCACGGAAGAAAUGCUGCAGCAGGAGCUUCUGAGUAGGACAUCCUUAGAAACUCAGAAGUUGGAUCUGAUGGCUGAAAUAUCUAACUUGAAGCUCAAACUGACAGCUGUAGAGAAGGACAGAUUGGAUUAUGAAGAUAGGUUCAGAGACACCGAGGGGCUAAUGCAAGAGAUCAAUGAUUUGAGGUUAAGAGUCAGUGAAAUGGACAGUGAAAGACUUCAGUAUGAAAAAAAGCUGAAAUCAACCAAAGAUGAACUGGCCUCUUUAAAAGAACAGCUGGAGGAGAAGGAAACUGAAGUAAAAAGGCUACAAGAAAAGUUGGUGUGCAAGAUGAAAGGAGAAGGGCUGGAAAUUCUUGACCAAGAUAUUGAAGUACAAAAAAUGAAAAAGGCUGUGGAGUCUCUGAUGGCAGCAAAUGAAGAAAAGGAUCGGAAAAUAGAAGAUCUUCGACAGUGCCUGAACAGGUACAAGAAAAUGCAAGAUACGGUGGUACUGACCCAAGGUAAAAAAGGUCAAGAUGGCGACUUUGAAGAUCUGCUCACUUCCGGUUCCAUCUCCACUUUGCUGGAUGCGCAGGGUUUUAGUGACCUGGAGAAAAGUCUAUCACCUACACCAGUAAUGGGAUCUCCCAGUCACGACCCAUUUAACACAAGUGUUCCGGAAGAGUUCCAUACCAGCAUCUUGCAAGUUUCAAUCCCUUUGUUAUUGCCAGCAUCUAAGGGCUUGGAAUCUUCUGAAAAAGCAACAUUGCCUCCUCAACCAGAGACUUCAUUUGAAGAGAGUGAUGGAAAAAUAAUCCUUGGUGCUGCUGUUGAAACCCAGCCUUGUGAUAAUCUUUCAACUUCAAGUCUGCAAAAGUCCAGCAGCCUGGGCAAUCUGAAGAAAGAGUCAUCAGACGGGGAAAAGGAGUCCGUUCAGAAGCCUUCAGAGCAUAAAGCUCCAGUAGAAAGCAGCCCGUUUGGGAGCCUCCCUCUGAAAGCUCCAGGACAUGAUGCCUCCGUGGACGACAACCCCUUUGGCACUCGGAAAGCCAGAUCUUCCUUUGGGCGUGGCUUUUUUAAAAUAAAAAGUAACAAGAGGACUGCAAGUGCACCAAACUUGGAUCGUAAACGAAGUGCCAGUGCACCCACCUUAGCUGAAACAGAGAAGGAGACGGCUGAGCACCUAGAUCUGGCUGGUGUUUCUUCCCGGCCAAAAGAUUCGCAGGGAAGCAGUCCCUUCCACGUAUCUCCACCGUCGCCGGAUUCCAAAAAGAAAUCCAGAGGUAUCAUGAAGCUCUUUGGAAGACUUAGGAGAAGUCAAUCAACUACAUUCAACCCAGAUGACAUGUCUGAGCCUGAAUUCAAAAGAGGAGGGACAAGGGCAACUGCAGGACCGCGACUGGGUUGGUCUCGAGAUUUGGGACAAUCUAAUAGUGACUUGGAUAUGCCAUUUGCCAAAUGGACCAAGGAGCAGGUUUGCAAUUGGCUUGUGGAACAGGGCUUGGGGUCCUACCUGAAUUCUGGCAAGCACUGGAUUGCAUCUGGCCAAACACUGCUGCAGGCUUCUCAACAAGAUCUGGAGAAGGAACUUGGAAUUAAGCAUUCACUUCAUCGAAAGAAACUCCAGCUGGCACUGCAAGCCCUGGGGUCCGAAGAAGAAACCAACCACGGAAAGCUGGAUUUCAACUGGGUCACUAGGUGGUUGGAUGAUAUUGGUCUCCCCCAGUACAAGACCCAGUUUGACGAAGGACGGGUAGAUGGCCGAAUGCUCCAUUACAUGACUGUCGAUGACUUACUGUCCUUGAAGGUCGUGAGCGUGCUACACCAUCUCAGUAUCAAAAGGGCUAUCCAGGUCCUGAGGAUCAAUAACUUUGAACCCAACUGUCUGCGGAGAAGGCCGUCCGACGAGAGUAGCAUCACGCCAUCAGAAGUUCAGCAGUGGACCAACCACCGGGUGAUGGAAUGGCUGCGCUCCGUGGACUUGGCAGAAUAUGCCCCCAAUCUCAGAGGCAGUGGUGUCCAUGGUGGGCUCAUGGUUCUAGAACCUCGUUUUAAUGUAGAAACAAUGGCUCAGUUAUUGAACAUCCCACCAAGUAAGACCCUCUUGCGAAGACAUUUGGCCACUCAUUUCAACCUUCUGAUCGGUGCUGAGGCCCAGCACCAAAAGCGUGAUGCCAUGGAGUUACCAGAUUAUGUACUUCUAACAGCCACUGCCAAAGUGAAGCCAAAGAAACUUACCUUCAGCAAUUUUGGGAAUCUGAGAAAGAAGAAACAGGAAGAUGGGGAAGAAUAUGUUUGUCCAAUGGAAUUGGGACAGGCAUCAGGAAGUACCUCCAAGAAAGGAUUUAAACCUGGAUUGGACAUGCACCUGUAUGACGAAGAUGAUUUGGACCGGUUAGAGCAGAUGGAGGAUUCAGAAGGGACAGUGAGACAGAUAGGAGCAUUCUCUGAAGGCAUCAACAAUCUAACCCACAUGUUAAAGGAGGACGACAUGUUUCGGGAUUUUGCCGCCCGUUCCCCCAGCGCCAGCAUCACCGACGAGGACUCCAACGUUUAAUCAUAGGACUUGAAUGAGCAUGAGGAGCCCCUCGUCUCUUCCCCACCUGAUUUCGCAAACGACUCCCAGA